This is a messenger RNA of Penaeus monodon (black tiger shrimp), 1989 nucleotides long. Its product is annotated as alpha-(1,3)-fucosyltransferase C-like. NCBI's taxonomy places the organism in Eukaryota, Metazoa, Arthropoda, Malacostraca, Decapoda, Penaeidae. Bases 400 to 1677 code for a protein of 425 amino acids. Gene Ontology annotation, cellular component: membrane. The record is from RefSeq and is a predicted model, not a curated record. Gene Ontology annotation, molecular function: alpha-(1->3)-fucosyltransferase activity. The transcript is spliced from 11 exons.
UAUUAAAUCGUAACUUCAGUCUAGUCACCUGCUAUCUGUCCAAGACCAUCUACCCCUUCCUAUCUUGUUAACCUUCUCUUCCUGUCUAUUCAUCUAUCCUCCUCUAUCCUUCUCCACUACUACACAUCGUGCUUUUAGCUGAAGAUCAACAGAUUAUUAGUUUUCGUAAUUGGAAAAAUAUUGACUUCUCAGAUACGUUGUUGCAACAUGUGUUUCGUGUGAAAAUUUAGGACUGUUUCCAACAGCAACGAAAAUUGGUUUAUCUUGGACAAAGUGACAACACGGACAUAGAAAGUACAGGAAGUGAACAUUAUUUAACUUCGAUAUUAGAAAAUGAGCCAUUGAGGUCGUCUGCCCAAUCGGUUUAUGCAGUAAAAUUAAUCUUAUUACAACGUCACAAUGGGGUCUGUUAUGAGGCCAGCCUGGAUAGAUAUCCAAAAGAUGGAUAUCAAAGCAGUAAGAGUCAUGGGUGUAGUCGUGUUGUGGAGGAUCUUCGCCUUUAUCGUUCUGUUAGCGGUGUUAAGUACUAUCUACAUCCAACCUAGAGACCUUCGUCGAGGGAGCGUCAUCAGGGCCGCGCAAAGGCCAGCCAAGAGAAUACUGAUCUGGAAUGUUUACUACGACAAGAGAGCGGAGGAAUGGGAGAGAGUAUUCCAAAGACUUCUUAACCGCGAGUGCCCCGUGAGUGACUGUGACAUCGUCUACGACCACAGGUUCCUUGAUACAGCUGACGCCGUCCUUCUGAAGAGGGUGCAGGAUGAUGUGCUCCCUGACCAUCACCCUGAGGGCCAAGUGUGGGUCUUCUUCUCCCUCGAAGCCCUGCAACACUACGACUGGAGGAUCCCAGAUGAAGCCAAACACAUUUACAACUGGACGAUGACGUAUCAUUCCUUCUCGGAUGUUGUUGUUCCCUAUGGACGCACUAUCCUCCUCCCUCCCCACGCCCAAAACCUCUCUUUAUCUUCAGAUAAAAGGAAUUAUUGGCAAGAGAAAAAUAAGGACGGGGUGCUAGUGGCGUGGAUGGUCAGUCACUGCCACACCGCCUCCAACAGGGAAGGGUAUGUCGAUAACCUUCAGAGGUUCAUGGAAGUUGACAUAUAUGGGAAGUGUGGCCCCAAAAGCUGCGCCGACCGUUUCACGCUAAGUCGCCUCACGCCCAACCACGAGGAGUGUUUUCGAAUCAUGGGAUCUUACAUGUUCUAUCUAGCUUUCGAAAAUGCUAUCAGUACGGACUACGUCACCGAGAAAUUAUUCAAGACGCUACACCUCGACGUCAUUCCUGUGGUGUUCGGAGGCGCCGACUACGCCUCCAUAGCGCCUCCGAAUUCGUACAUUAACGCCUUGGACUUCCUGUCUCCUAUUGACCUAGCUGAGUACCUGAAGACGGUCGCUAGUAAUGAGACUCUUUAUAAUAGUUACUUUCGCUGGAAGGGGAAAUAUAAGGUCGAGCUGGGUCAUCCUGUGAGGCCGCUGGUGUGUGACCUCUGCGCCAAGCUCCACGGUGAGCCUGUUGUCAGCGCCCCUAAGCCGUGGAGGAGCAAGUGCACCGCCAGUAACCAAGAGGGAGCGAAAGAUCUUGAGGGAACGUACAGUAACAUCGAAGGGACAUACAGGGCAGUUGACAACCUGCGCGCCUGGGAUGCUCAAACCUUCACCUUGAGAAAAGUUUAUCUCUAAAUAAAACUAAUUAAAACUUUUUUCUUCUCCUUCAUUUGUAUGUUUGUGAAUUCAUUUCGUUAUUUGGUUAUGUGUUUUGUUUAAUUAUCAAUUUUUUUUUUUAUUUUUUUGUUUAUGUAUUUGUUUACCUUUUGUUUAUGUAUGUAUGUUUUUGCUUAACUGUAUUUAAGGUUGUUAUUAUACUUAUAGUCUAUUUAUAUUGGAUUACUUGCAUUGCUGGUUAAAUUAAUAGAUUAUCUUUUAUUAAUAUGAGUGAUUACAAUUAUCUAUUUAUUUUAUUUUCCGUUGUCCGAUUAAAUUCACGUCACGUUU